Messenger RNA from Lathyrus sativus (Indian pea), 354 nucleotides. The record is from the annotation of a GenBank genome assembly. Lineage: Eukaryota; Viridiplantae; Streptophyta; Magnoliopsida; Fabales; Fabaceae.
AUGUCAAACAUAGAGGAUAACAAAGAACUUGGACAGAUGGAUGUGGAUGCAUCUGGUGGGUCAGUUAGCAUGCCAUCGCCCCAGAAGCAGGAGGAAACUUUAAAGAAAAAAUAUGGAGGAAUGAUUCCCAAAAAACCGCCACUUAUUUCUAAGGACCAUGAGCGUGCUUACUUCGAUUCUGCGGAUUGGGCAUUGGGAAAGCAAGGCGGUGGUAAGCCUAAGGGACCACUUGAAGCUCUUCGGCCUAAACUACAGCCAACACAACAGCAAACACGUUACCGGAAAUCUCCAUACGCCCCUUCGGGUGAAGAAGGUGGAAGUGUUCCAUCUGAGGAUGCACCUUCCAAUGAGUAA